Messenger RNA from Metarhizium robertsii ARSEF 23, 408 nucleotides. RefSeq lists its product as uncharacterized. NCBI's taxonomy places the organism in Eukaryota, Fungi, Ascomycota, Sordariomycetes, Hypocreales, Clavicipitaceae. The record is from RefSeq and is a predicted model, not a curated record. The transcript has a single exon. Bases 1 to 408 code for a protein of 135 amino acids.
AUGUACCAUGUCAAGGACAAGUUGGUAAUUGAGGGUGAGCCAAAAGCUGCCAGCUCAGUAUGGGAAUACUCAGUUGAAUCGGACCGUUCUUCAAUGCUAUUAGUUCGUAUAGUGGUGGGAAAGAUCCGUGACAUCCAUCGACUUGAGAACAUCCUGCGAUCGGUUCCUGUUCGUAGCGAUAAAGAAGGGUGGAAUUCUAUUUCCUGGAUUCGAGAGGCUUUCCAUCUUAUUUCAAUCGCACCAGGCGUUCUGGGUUCUCAUACGGAAGACUGGGAGGAAAUUCGACAGACUGCCAUGUCGUAUGUCGACGAGAAAAAGGCCAAGCAUCGGUUCGAUGGCUUAGGUAGAUUCGAUCUUUCGAAACCAGCUACAUGGGACAUGCUUCAGGGCAAAGAGAUAAUUGUCUAG